This is a messenger RNA of Diaporthe amygdali, 1347 nucleotides long. RefSeq lists its product as uncharacterized. Lineage: Eukaryota; Fungi; Ascomycota; Sordariomycetes; Diaporthales; Diaporthaceae. The record is from RefSeq and is a predicted model, not a curated record. The coding region runs from base 1 to 1347 and encodes 448 amino acids. The transcript has 2 exons.
AUGGCGUCAACUAGUGGAGUUCAGGAAACACAAUGCAAGGCAAUAUGCUCAGCAUCCACGCUCCAGGAGACCGCCGUGGCUCCCAUGAGCAUGCCGAUGGUAGGACAUCAGUUAGCCGCCUCGGGAAUUGCGAGCCGCCACAGCCGCGCGUCAGUACAAAAUGACGACUGGAUCCGAUAUAAGCCUUUGUUGAGGAGAUUAUACAUGGAUGAGAAGAAGACGCUUUCCGAAGUGAUGGAAACAAAGAUGUUUAAAACGCGAUUCAUAGCCUGGGGCUGGCGGAAGAACAUCAGACUCACCCCGGGCCUUGACCCAAAAGGGGUGAAGGAUACACCCCAGGAGGACUCUGUCAGGCCAGGGACACGAGUCCGUCUAGCUAAUGGACAGGUCGUCGAUAGCUACCGACUUGAGAGACACCUCCGGCGCAAGAAAGUUUAUGCAAUGGUGCCGCUUGCUGAAGCGAUUCGGCCGCCAGAUUCUCAUCACAUCACCGAGGCAGUGUUCUCCUAUACUCGCACCUACGUCUUUGGUCGGCACGAAGGGGAGAUCAACAACCUGACCGAAGCGCUCAGUAUCCUCACUCUUGACCAGCCGAGCACCGGUCGAUGGUUUAAUUUUACAACCGGGAUCAACGACGCCAUGAAACAAAAGAACCUGAGCCAGGCUCUUGUCCAGAUGCGUAGAGCGCCUGAGGAGAUCGCCGCUAUGUUUCAAUCUCAUCCCAGUACCCUCAUCUGCAACAUUUUCAUGUUGAUCGUACAACUGAAUCGUUAUCCUGAAGCUGCCGGUCCUGAUUCUGCGCAGUUCAAGGUGCUCCUCACAUCUCUCCUCAAGUACGCGGCGUCUCUGGGAUUUUCUGGCCCCCUAGGCCUACCAAGUUCUCAUCCGCUACCGCAUCUCAUGCAAAGCCUAGCCUAUGUCCCGCACAAUGAUCUGAGUGAGGUGGCAAUCAGGGCGUGGAAAGUGACUUGCCAAGCAUGGGCUGAACUGGCAUUCGCCAGUUCCUUCUCAGCGAUCGGCUCAAGAUCACUUGCCACUUGGCUGCGUGUUGGAGACAAGGGCGAAAUGGAUGGCAUGUGGUUCUUCAAGCUCAUAGAGGGAAUAGUUGACGAACAACUGAUGGCCUACGAACAACUAUAUGGAAAACGUGACUUUCGGUACCUCCAGGGCUUGCAGAGCAAGGCCGAGCUGCUGUCAUAUAUUGACAUGGCUAAGGGGGUGAAUUGCUACCGAGACCCGAGAAUCCAGGGGCUGUACGAGCAAAUGCUGGCCCAUGGGGCUCAAGGGUCCCUGAGAACUGUCGCUCUGAGAUUUCUUGCGAAAGCGGACGUGGAGACAACACGGUAG